Pristis pectinata (smalltooth sawfish) is the source of this 1071-nucleotide messenger RNA. It is a transcript of the gene opn5, whose product is annotated as opsin 5. Gene Ontology annotation, cellular component: membrane. The record is from RefSeq and is a predicted model, not a curated record. Gene Ontology annotation, molecular function: G protein-coupled receptor activity. The transcript has 6 exons. NCBI's taxonomy places the organism in Eukaryota, Metazoa, Chordata, Chondrichthyes, Rhinopristiformes, Pristidae. Bases 1 to 1071 code for a protein of 356 amino acids. Gene Ontology annotation, biological process: G protein-coupled receptor signaling pathway.
AUGACACAUAGUGAAAAUGACUCAGUGACUCACUCUGGUGACAUGCCUUCCCCUCUUCUGCAUGAGGAUCCAUUCAUUUCCAGACUGUCCUGGGAAGCUGAUGUGAUUGCUGCAUUUUAUUUAAUAGUCAUAGGAUUUGUUUCAGUUUUUGGAAAUGGUUAUGUGAUUUAUAUGUCAAUCAAACAGAAGAAUAAGCUGAAACCUGCUGAACUGAUGACAAUAAAUCUGGCAAUUUCUGAUUUUGGGAUGGCAGUUGGAGGAAAACCCUUCCUGAUUAUCUCUUGUUUUGCUCAUCGAUGGAUCUUUGGUUGGAUUGGCUGCCGUUGGCAUGGGUGGUCAGGGUUUUUCUUUGGAUGUGGCAGUCUAAUUACAAUAACUGUUGUAAGUCUGGACAGAUAUCUAAAAAUUUGCCAUUUACAGUAUGGUGUUUGGUUUCAAAGGCGUCAUGCCUUUAUGUGUUUGGGUUUCAUCUGGCUUUAUGCUGUAUUUUGGGCCACCAUCCCCCUUGUUGGAUGGGGAGAAUAUGUUCCUGAGCCUUUUGGUACAUCAUGCACUCUGAACUGGUGGCUUGCACAAGCAUCUGUGAAUGGACAGGUCUUCAUUCUGAGCAUACUGUUCUUUUGUCUUGUGCUUCCAACAGCCAUAAUAGUAUUUUCCUAUGUAAAAAUCAUAGGCAAAGUAAAAUCAUCUGCCAAAGAAGUCGCAAACUUUGAUUCAAGAGUUCAAGGAAACCAUUUGCUGGAAAUAAAACUUACAAAGGUAACAAUGUUAAUAUGCGCAGGAUUCUUAAUUGCUUGGAUUCCGUAUGCUGUUGUUUCAAUCUGGUCAGCCUUUGGUACUCCUGAUUCAGUGCCAGUAAAAGUUUCUUUAGUACCUACCUUAUUUGCAAAGUCAGCACCAAUGUAUAAUCCCAUCAUAUAUCAAGUCAUUGACUGUAGAUGUGGCUAUAAAAGGAUCUGCAGCUGCUUCAGAUCAUCAGAUCCAAAGGCAUCACACAGGAAUUCACGGGCCAUCUCAGUGAGCAGAGACGUCGGUUACUUAGAAGUAAUUGAGACAAAGCUGGAGAAUUGA